CGACUUAUCAGUGGGGUUUAGCAGUUCCCCCACCUCUUCCCGUACAUCCCGCGAAAAACCCUCCAUGGCGGUGUUGACGGACUCUCCAUUUCCAUUCCUUGCAACUCCUGCUGCUUCUUCUGCGGCAUCGCUCUUCGUCCCUAAAUUUUCAAUCUCGAGUUGGAAUCGCAGCGCGCGGCGCACUUUCCGUAUACCCAGCUCCCGAAUCAGCAGAGCCCCCUCUCCGCCUCUCCGCUUACCCUUCUCCAAUGCCAGACCCCUGCCAGUCGCGGCUCUGUCGGGCCGUCGAGCUAAGCGACGCCGGAACCGCCUCAGGGAGAAGCUCUUCCACGACCAAAAGGUGCGUCCCGAUUUCGCUCGUUUUGACCCCCAAUCCGAUGCUCAAGCUCCCUCUUUUGACGGCAUUCUCGAGAAUGAUGUUUUUAUCGAGAGCGGUUCUCGUAAAGAUGUCCCUUUUGAUCGUGGUGGCGAAGUUGCUGGUCUGGUAGAAUCUAAACGCAGGGUAUUGGGUGAAUCGGUUAUGUGGAGUAGAUUGGAGAACUGGGUCGAUCAGUAUAAGAACGAUCUCGAUCUUUGGGGGGUUGGUUCGGCUCCUAUAUUUACGGUGUUUCAAGAUCCCGAUGGGAAGGUUAAGCGUGUCACGGUUGACGAGGGCGAGAUAUUGAGAAGAAGCAGAGGGGUCUUGCCUGAGCACCGGGACUCAAUUGAAGUGAAUUCAAAGAUAGCCCGUGCUAAGGGUUUAGCUAUGGAGAUGGAGAGUGGGGGCAACGUGAUUCUAAGGAACAGCUCAGUGGCUAAAUUUGUUACUACGGAUGCAGAAUCUGGCUUUGUUAGCACCCUUCGAAAUCAGCCAUUUCAUUCUGCUCUAAGGCCUAAAGUGUUGGGAGCUGGAACCAUGGUCUUGUGUGGUGUCUUUGUAUUUUGCGCGAUCAAGUGGUUUUCAAGUUUCAGGAAGAGGGAGGUGCGGUACACACAACUGGAGAAGGAAAUGAUGAGGAGGAAGAUGAAGGCUAGAAACGAGAAAGAAAUGUUGGAGAAGGGGCAUUUGGAGGUUUUUAGAGACGCUUCGGAAACGCCAGUUAAUUUCAUGCGAAGGCCUCACCUGGAUAAGCAUGCGCUUGCAAGUAGUAUCCGGCAAGCAAAGACUUCAAGCAGUGAAUUGGCAGAGCCCAAGCAGGAUCCAUUUACUCCUGUGUAUGGCUUAGCUGUUGGAUUUGAUGGUAAAAUCGAGGAAAUAAGAGAGCUGGCUAAAAGAGCUAGGGAAACUGAGGGUCGAGAGAGUUCUCUCACUGAAGGAUGUGAAGGAGAGAAGCAGGGACAGGAGUCGUUAUCUACUACAAAGGAGUUCAAGCAACGCGAUGAAGAUGCAGCUAGCUCUCCAGUUAAAUAUCACGCACAUACCGGAGGGAGCAUGCCCGCUAAUGAAUCUCAUGUGAUAUCAACACCUGAACCAGAAAGUGAUUGGGAUGCAUCCCAUAGUGAAUCAUUGGCAGAAAGAAAUGGAGACAUCAGAGCUUCCAGUGUUUCGGCCAUGGGAGAUCAUAGUGACAUUGGAAGCUGCAGGCAAGACAAGGCUACCGAGUGCAUAUCAGAUCUCUCCAAUGCACGCGAAAUCCAGUCCUUAGAUGCUCUUGAUGGUGAAGCACACCGAGGAAAUGCGGUCAGAAGGAAACCAAAGAUCAUACGGUCGGUGAAAGAAGCUAGAGAGUAUCUUUUUGACAAACCUGGUACACGAGAAGGAAAUGAAAAUUUUAAGGAGGAGGAUAUGGGAGAAAGUGAGAUUAACAGCAAUUUACGAGAGACAACCAACAUAGGCGAGCAAUCAGCUAGUGUUGGCAUGUCCGGAGGAACACCUAAUUCCAUGGUGAAUGCUAACUUCCAUGGAGAUAUGACUGCUAAGGAAUUAGAAUAUAUUCCCGAAAUGGUCGAUAAUUUGUUAAGGCAUGGUGAAGUAAAUAGAGCAUAUGAUAGCAGCAAUCCCCCGACUUGUCAGAAACAUGAAUCUAAUGGCUUGACUGCUGAGGCUGAUACAUCUGAAAAAUCUCAAAACUGGAUGGAGGAAAAUUUUAAUGUGGUUGAACCCGUUCUAGAAAAAAUUGGGGAUGGAUUUAGGAAUAAUUACAUGACUGCAAGAGAGAAAGUAAAUCAGCAGUUAAAUGUCGGUAUUGACUCGACUCAGCUUUGCCUUGAUGGAGAUACUGGUGAACUCGAGUGGAUGAAAGAUGAUAGCCUUCGGGAAAUUGUUUUUCAAGUUCGGGAUAAUGAAUUGACAGGCAAGGAUCCAUUUUAUUCCAUGGAUGCUGAAGAUAAGCGUGCUUUCUUUGCGGGUCUCGAGAAGAAAGUUGAGAAGGUGAAUGAAGAGCUAUUAAAAGUGCACGAGUACCUCCAUUCUAACAUCGAAAAUCUUGACUACGGAGCAGAUGGCGUCAGCAUAUAUGAUUCAUUGGAAAAGAUUAUUCCUCGCUGGAAAGGGCCUCCAGUGGGGAAACCGAACUAUGUCAAUAGACAUUUGGAGGAAAAGAAGGCAUCAAUGACUGGAGAGGCUCAAGUAUCGCAUCUUAUGAAGAAGGAUGAAGAGAAUUUAGUCGAGAAAUCUGCAGGGAAUGGGGAUAACACAUCUUCCUUAGCAGUCAACAGUGUAAAUAAUAUUCAGAGUAAGGAUCUAAAAAAGACCAAGAUCCUCAUAGAAGGCAGCGAUGGUUCUGUUAGAACUGGUAAAAAAUUGGGAAAGGAGUACUGGCAACAUACAAAAAAGUGGUCUCGAGGAUUUUUGGAGUCUUACAGUGCAGAGAGGGACCCAGAAGUUAAAUCUGUCAUGAAGGAUAUAGGGAAGGAUCUGGAUCGUUGGAUCACUGAAAAGGAAAUAGAGGAAGCUGCUGAACUAAUGGAUAAAUUACCCGAGACAAAUAAGGAAUAUAUUGGGAAAAAACUCAAUAAACUCAAGAGAGAGAUGGAAUUGUUUGGACCUCAAGCUGUAGUAAGCAAAUAUCAAGAGUAUGCAGAACACAAGGACGAGGAUUAUUUAUGGUGGCUAGAUCUUCCACAUGUAUUGUGCAUUGAAUUAUAUACGCAUCACAAUGGGGAGCAGAAAGUUGGAUUCUACUCAUUGGAGAUGGCUGCAGAUCUUGAAUUGGAACCGAAGCCACAUCAUGUAAUUGCUUUUGAAGAUGCUGGUGACUGCAAGAACCUGUGCUACAUUGUUCAAGCUCACAUGGACAUGCUAGGAACUGGUCAAGCAUUCAUUGUUCCUCUCCCACCCAAGGAUGCUUUUCGGGAAGCCAAAGCGAAUGGCUUUGGUGUAACUGUCAUCAGAAAAGGAGAGGUCCAGCUAAAUGUGGACCAACUUCUGGAGGAAGUGGAAGAACAGAUUACUGAGAUUGGGAGCAAAAUAUACCAUGAUAAAAUCAUGCAAGAACGUUCUGUGGAUAUAGGUGCAUUGAUGAAGGGUGUGUUUGGAGUCAACAGUAAACCCACUAAGAGGAGAAGAUUAAAGCGGGCAAGAAAAAAACCGAGCCGUCCUAGGAAAACAAAGCGGACUGCUUUUCCUACAGACGAGAGUUGAGUGGCACAGAAUGACUGUGACUUAUGAAAUCCUGAGCCGCUACAGCUUUUUCGCAGC
This is a messenger RNA of Rhodamnia argentea, 3619 nucleotides long. RefSeq lists its product as uncharacterized. NCBI's taxonomy places the organism in Eukaryota, Viridiplantae, Streptophyta, Magnoliopsida, Myrtales, Myrtaceae. Bases 65 to 3562 code for a protein of 1165 amino acids. The transcript is spliced from 5 exons. The record is from RefSeq and is a predicted model, not a curated record.